Archocentrus centrarchus (flier cichlid) is the source of this 2014-nucleotide messenger RNA. It is a transcript of the gene mpv17, whose product is annotated as mitochondrial inner membrane protein MPV17. Gene Ontology annotation, molecular function: channel activity. Gene Ontology annotation, biological process: regulation of mitochondrial DNA metabolic process. The record is from RefSeq and is a predicted model, not a curated record. The transcript has 8 exons. Gene Ontology annotation, cellular component: membrane; mitochondrion; cytoplasm. Lineage: Eukaryota; Metazoa; Chordata; Actinopteri; Cichliformes; Cichlidae. The coding region runs from base 296 to 829 and encodes 177 amino acids.
AGAGGAACGAUGAAAACCUUGUUACCCUUUCUAAUGACGCGCUGUGCAAGUCGAGAUGUUUUGUGUUAGCUUCGCCAGCCACCAUGAGACCGAGCCUUAAGCCAGAUGUCACUUAAAAAAUGUGAAAUUUUAAAGCUAAUGUGAAUGUUUGUAAAAAAUGCCCAUCAUUUAAAACCUGCGGUACUUUUGUAGGAAGUGUUAGACCCCGUUAUUUAGUUCGGCAUUGACAGGAUUUAUGGAAAAGCAAAUACUUCAAUAAAAUGUCAACUUUGUGUCAGCACUUGACCGAGGGAGAAUGGCAGGCCUGUGGAGAAGCUACCAGGCCUUGAUGACCAAAUACCCCUGGACUGUCCAGAUAGUGACAGCCGGGUCUUUAGUGGGUGUCGGUGAUGUCAUCUCCCAGCAGCUGAUCGAGAGGAGAGGAUUGGCUCACCACAACAUGCAGAGGACGGCAAAGAUGAUGAGCAUUGGUUUCUUCUUUGUGGGUCCCGUUGUCGGCAGCUGGUACAAGGUUUUGGACCGACUGGUUGUUGGAGGAACGAAAAGUGCUGCCAUGAAGAAAAUGUUGGUUGACCAGCUGUGUUUCGCACCAUGCUUUUUGGGAGCCUUCCUCUGUAUCUCUGGUGUGCUGAACGGACUGACGGUGGAGGAGAACGUCACCAAGCUUAAGAGGGACUACACCGAUGCCCUGAUCUCUAAUUACUAUCUUUGGCCUCCAGUCCAGAUUGCCAAUUUCUACUUCAUUCCUCUGCACCACAGGUUGGCUGUGGUCCAGAUCGUUGCUGUUGCUUGGAACUCCUACCUGACCUGGAAGGCCAAUAAGAUGUGAAGGACGAUCACAAGUCCAGCCUGUGUUGUUCUCGCUGAUGAUUACUUUGCACUCAUUUGUAGUGUGUGUGACUUGGGCGUAACUUACUUUAGUCUGCUGGUAUUUCCAAUGUGUAAAGCUGCGACUGAGUCACACGUAAAGGUCGGGAGAAACGGCUCGUCUACUCUGAGUGACAAAUUCACACUUGAAAGUCAAACUUGCAUUUGCAGAAAUGUCUGUGAAAGUUUGUUAUUUAUGGAAAUGGGAUUUGGCGGCGGUGCUGCAGAGCAGCCACACAUACACACUCACACAUUAACACCUACUGCUCACAAAGGAAACUUUUCUAAUCUCUUUAGUGUAUUGACAUCAUUGUUUUUGUAUUUUUUUUCCAAUAAUGGGCCUUUAUCACUGAUUAAAGUGCAUUCCACAGUUUCUCAUAAUGUAAUUUUCAUUUACAUCGUUCUGCUCAUUCACUUUCUCUAAACCUGCUUCAUCUGUGACUUAGUUUUCCUGAAUUUGACAGCUGAAGAGGUCAAAACUCCUGCAGCAUUUAGAAAACUGCAACGCUGGACUAAAUUGAAUUGGCUUGGAGCCUUUUUUUUAAUCUAUUCUUUGAGUAAUAAAGUUGUUCCAUAUACAAAACAUGUUGCUGGACAUUUGACCUCUUCAGACUGUCUCCUUUACUCCAUGAAAAUGAAAGUAGGUGACGUUGUGUCAGAAAUCUCUACUUUUCCAUUUGACAACCCUCAGGAAAAAGCUGAUAUAAAUGGAUAUAACAUCUCACUAUUUACUCACUUCAAGUCACUUCUUUAAAAGUUUCAAGUCACCUAACGAUGAAGGAAAAGUUUGCCAAGACUUGAAUAAUAUAAGGUCGAUAUCCCUCUCAUGUCUGUACACUAAAUAUGGAGAUGCAGCCACCUAGCUUAGCUGACUUUGUUAGUUAAGUAAGUAAAAUUUUGUUUAUAUAGCACCUCUAACGACAUAAAUCACAAAGUGCUUCACAACAGUAAAACAAAGUACAAUUGGAGUAAAAAACAAAACAAAAAAAACAGAAGACUGGAAACAGAAGGAAACGGUCAGCUGGACAGUGGAGUUGUUGACAGCAAAGUGUCUGGUUCAGGUGGAGCUCACUUGGGAACAUUUAACCAAACGUGUGUGUGUGUGUGUGUGUGUGUGUGUGUGUGUGUGUGUGUGUGUGUGUGUGUG